This is a messenger RNA of Impatiens glandulifera, 1254 nucleotides long. Its product is annotated as probable pectate lyase P59. NCBI's taxonomy places the organism in Eukaryota, Viridiplantae, Streptophyta, Magnoliopsida, Ericales, Balsaminaceae. Gene Ontology annotation, molecular function: pectate lyase activity. The transcript has 3 exons. The record is from RefSeq and is a predicted model, not a curated record. The coding region runs from base 1 to 1254 and encodes 417 amino acids.
AUGGCUCGCAUUGACCCCAUUAUACUCACCGUUUUCAUUUGUGUGGUACUGGUCCCGGGACUUGUGGCUCAAAUGAGCAACUCGACGGAUGAUAUAGACGAGGAAUCGCAUUUCCCCAUGACAGGCUACAUUGUGCCCUACAAUAUUAGUGAGAGGACACUAAUACAGAGAUACACUGGGGCAUGUAAGCCCACCAACCCGAUUGACAAGUGCUGGAGGUGUAGACCAAAUUGGGCUCGAUAUCGCAAGAGACUAGCGGAUUGUGCCAUGGGCUUUGCAAAGGGAACCACUGGAGGGAAGUACGGUAAAUUCUAUGUAGUGACUGAUCCCUCCGAUAACGACGUGCAAAACCCAAGGCCAGGGACUAUACGCCACGCUGUCAUCCAAAAAGUGCCUUUGUGGAUAUAUUUCGCACGGAGCAUGACCAUAAAGCUGAAGCAAGAGCUCAUCAUGCAAAGUGACAAGACGAUCGACGGUCGUGGUGCGUCCAUUCAUAUAGCCGGGGGAGCAGGUUUCACAAUCCAGUUCAUUAAGAACAUUAUAAUUCACAACCUCUAUAUUCAUGAUAUCAUACCAACCAGUGGAGGCCUAAUAAGGGACUCCGUCGAUCAUCUUGGGUUAAGGGGGAUGUUCGACGGAGACGGUGUUUCGAUCUUUGGGUCCAAGAACGUAUGGCUUGAUCAUCUUUCCAUGACAAACUGCUUCGACGGCUUGAUCGAUGCCGUCCAGGGUUCUACGGCCAUCACUAUUUCCAACUGCCACUGGACCGACCAUGAUAAGGCAUUGCUGUUCGGAGCUUCGGAAGAGACGACUGUAGACGAUCCUAUGCGAAUCACGGUGGCAUACAAUCAUUUUGGGAAGAGAUUGGUGCAGAGAAUGCCAAGGGUGAGAUCGGGGAUAGUACACGUCGUAAACAACGACUACACACACUGGAACAUGUAUGCAAUAGGCGGGAGUCACGGUGCAACUGUCAUAAGCCAGGGAAACCGCUUCAUCGCUCCAGUCAGACCUGAAUUCAAAGAGGUGACACAUAGGGAUUAUGCCACAAAGGCGGUUUGGUCAACGUGGACGUGGUGCUCACAAGGGGACCUGUUUUUGAGAGGAGCCUUCUUCCGUCAAUCGGGGGAUUGUAGUCCACGCAAUAUAGCCAGGUUGGCUGGCCUGGACUCACUUCCUCCGCGUCCAGGAAGGGCAGUCAAGAGUAUGACCCGUUUCGCAGGUUAUCUUGGCUGCAGGCCUGGUGUGGCUUGCUAG